Carassius gibelio (silver crucian carp) is the source of this 1737-nucleotide messenger RNA. Its product is annotated as alpha-2-HS-glycoprotein. The coding region runs from base 76 to 1146 and encodes 356 amino acids. Gene Ontology annotation, cellular component: blood microparticle; extracellular matrix; extracellular region. The record is from RefSeq and is a predicted model, not a curated record. The transcript is spliced from 7 exons. Gene Ontology annotation, molecular function: cysteine-type endopeptidase inhibitor activity. Gene Ontology annotation, biological process: negative regulation of endopeptidase activity. Lineage: Eukaryota; Metazoa; Chordata; Actinopteri; Cypriniformes; Cyprinidae.
AUAUAUAUAUACAGCAAACCCGGUUACCUUCUGUCCACAUAUUCGCUUCAGGAUUUUGGGUUAUUACUGUUCAGCAUGCAGCUCUGUGCUACGCUCACUGUUGUCGGGCUCCUGGUAAUGGGGUCACGGGCGCAGGGGGUUAUGCCCAGCGUUAGCUUCCCUCCCUGCGAUUCCCCGGAGGCUGAAGCAGCUGCUCUGGUGGCACAGGAUUUCCUCAAUGCUCAACACACACACGGUUACAAAUAUGCCCUCAAUCAAAUUGAGGAAAUCAAGAUCGUCUCCAUGCCACUUCAAGCGGAUACGUAUCAUCUGGAGUUGGAUUUUCUGGAAACUACGUGUCAUGUCUUGGAUCCAACGCCAGUGAGCCUUUGUCCAGUCAGAGAAAAAGUUAAUACGGCAGUUGAGGCAGAUUGUGAUUUUGUACUUGCAAAUACAACUCAAGGUCUGUCUGUUGUGGCAUUCAAGUGUAAAACUGAGACGGAAUCAAAUGAAUGCUUAGGCUGCCCUCAACUCGUUCGUUUAAAUGACACCGAUGGCCUCCAACUCAUUGCAUCCUCUUUAGAUUAUUUCAAUAAAAAUAAUACUCUAAACACAAAGUUUGCACUCCUUGAAAUUGGACGCAUAACAUCCCAGAUUGUCAGUGGUGGACGUCGGUACUUUGCAGAAUAUGCCAUUAUUGGGACAAACUGCACAAGUCAAGAUGAUGAUAUAUGCAUUCCUCAGAAUCACAAUGUUGCUAUCCAUGGCCUCUGUCUAGCUGAAGGUUCUGCCAAACUGAAUGAUGUUGACUGCAAAAUCUUUGGCCCAACCCAAGCUGUGGAUCCAGCAAGCAACGCCACAGUGCAAGUCCAAAAACUUCUGCAUGCACACACCUUUGGACCUCAGCAGAACCCUUCCAUCCACAGCCUCAAACAUCACAAGCUGACAGCAAUCCAUGACCCCUCGGCCAGCGGCCUGCUCUCGGCAGAAUCCUCUGAAUCAGCCGAAUCAGUCGAGGUGGUGCCAAAGCUAGCUGCUGUUGUAAAGAGGGAGGUCCCUGCAACAGAAGGGCCAGCAGUAGAUGCAGCAGCGUCAGAAAAAACACCUGUUCUUUUAAAGCCGGUUUUCCUCGCUCCAAUUUGUCCAGGAAAAAAUAAACAUUUCUGACCUGGUAAAAUUUCAUGACCAUAUACGGAUGACAUUAACUAAUCUUGUUCUGAGGUAGCCACCAAACUAGUAAGUGCAGUAGGUCACUUGUAUAAACAAAACUGCCCUUUUUGUUAAUCAAUAAAGGCUGUGCCUGUUACUGUGGUGCUGUAAUAAAAUGUAACUGUUUAUGAAUCUGUGUUUAAUACAUUUUAUAAUAAGCAGCAUUUUCACCUUUCAAAUUAUGAAAAUAGUUUGAAAUGUUCAAUAACAAAAAAAGGUUUGUGCAGAUUUUCAUCGUAAGAUCUCACUUAUUAUCUCCCAUUAGGAAUGAUCACUUAUUGAUGUCAUUCUGUCACAGGAUGGGAGUCAUAUCUUUAUCACACUCUUCACAGAAAUGGCUUUGAGGAAAAAGUCUGUUCAUGGACACUGUAUAUUUUAAAUGGGCCUAUACAACAUUCAUAAGUGAGACACAGAUUUUCUUGUAUUUUUUAUAAAUUUUGUGCAUCAUAGGUAAUAUUCCCAUUCUAAUACGGAGCCUAUUCAAAAUGUAUUAAUUCUGCUGAACUGUCAUUUUACAAUAAAAACAUUGUCAGGUUGAAGGCAAACUGA